CUUUUCUCUCUCCCUCCUCACCUCACCGCCUCUCUCCCGCUCCUCCUUACGCAGCCCCUCUGGCCGAUUCCUCUCUCUCUCCUUCCUCCUCACCCGUUUCACGGUCUUCUCUCUCUCUCUCUUGGGUUCCAUUGCAGAAGAAGAUGAACAAUCCUGAGAAUGAUGAUGAUAAUGAUGUUUUCCUUGAUGAUUCUGACAUUCUCCAGGAAAUUAAUGUGGAUGAAGAAGACCUUCCUGAUGUGGAGGACGACGAGGCUGCCUCUGACGCUGAAUUGGCUGAUGAGCCUGAUGAUUCUAUGCACAUAUUCACUGGUCACACUGAUGAGCUAUACUCGGUUGCCUGCAGCCCAACAGAUGCCUCAUUAGUAGCAACCGGGGGUGGAGAUGACAAAGGUUUUCUUUGGAGGAUUGGUCGAGGAGAUUGGGCUUCUGAGCUUCAAGGUCAUAAGGAUUCUGUGUCUAGUUUGGCCUAUAGUUCUGAUGGGCAGUUGCUUGCAUCUGGAAGUUUUGAUGGGCUUAUCCAAAUAUGGGACACUUCCACAGGAAAUCUGAAGUGUGUGCUUGAUGGUCCUGGAGAUGGAAUUGAGUGGGUCAGAUGGCAUCCUAGAGGGCAUCUUGUAUUGGCUGGUUCCCAGGAUUCUACUGUUUGGAUGUGGAAUGCUGACAAAGGGACCUAUCUUAACAUGUUUUCAGGUCACAGCAGUACUGUAACUUGUGGUGAUUUUACACCUGAUGGUAAAACAAUAUGUACUGGAUCUGAUGAUGCAUCUUUAAUAAUAUGGAAUCCCAAAACUGGUGAAAAUAUUCAUGCUGUAAGAGGCUAUCCAUAUCACACUGAAGGAAUUACGUCUUUGGCAAUAAGCCCUGAUUCAGCUCUUGCCCUUACUGGUUCAAAGAAUGGUUCUGUCCACAUUGUAAAUAUAUCUACUGGAAGGGUUGUUACUUCGCUGGCAUCUCAUACAGAUUCAAUUGAAUGCGUUGAGUUUGCGCCAAGUUCCCCUUGGGCUGCCACAGGUGGUAUGGAUCAGAAGCUUAUUAUCUGGGAUUUGCAGCAUUCAUCACCACGUUGUACAUGUGAACAUGAGGAUGGGGUUACUUGCUUGACAUGGCUUGGUGAAUCUAGGUUCAUAGCAACUGGUUGCGCUGAUGGGAAAGUUCGGAUAUGGGAUUGUCUAUCCGGUGACUGUGUAAGAACCUUCAGCGGGCACUCGGAUGUCAUUCAAGGUCUUUCUGUUUCUGCCAAUAAAGAUUUCCUUGUUUCGGUGUCGCUCGAUGGAACUGCCAGAGUUUUUGAGAUUGCUGAGUAUCAAUAAGCAGGAAAUCUCCUAGAGAUAACUACUUGCUCUCUAUCUAGUGUUUGAAAGUUUGGUGUAUUUCCUCUUGUAGGAAAUCAUGUGCAUUAGUGAAAAGUAGAUUAUUUCAUCUAUUUUAUUUGAAUUUAUUUGUCCUUGUCUAAUUAGUCUUUGUUAAAUAUAAUGGGACUUGGUUGUGUGAUAUGUACAAAUGUCAAGUUUCAAAAUUUUGGUUAAUAACAGUUUUGAUAGUUAUAACUGCAAAAUUUCAAGUUUUUGCUUACGAAGAACUGUUAACUAUGUUGUACUUGAUGGAAAUUUUGUUGAAAGGAAGUGCCUUUAUUUAA
This is a messenger RNA of Humulus lupulus (European hop), 1639 nucleotides long. RefSeq lists its product as uncharacterized. The transcript has 12 exons. The coding region runs from base 144 to 1313 and encodes 389 amino acids. Lineage: Eukaryota; Viridiplantae; Streptophyta; Magnoliopsida; Rosales; Cannabaceae. Gene Ontology annotation, molecular function: protein binding. The record is from RefSeq and is a predicted model, not a curated record.